Dracunculus medinensis (Guinea worm) is the source of this 987-nucleotide messenger RNA. NCBI's taxonomy places the organism in Eukaryota, Metazoa, Nematoda, Chromadorea, Rhabditida, Dracunculidae. The record is from the annotation of a GenBank genome assembly.
AUGAAAUUAGAAAUGAAACAACGCAAUAUGCCAACUACAGUGAACGACGUUUCGACUUCUUCCAGCUCGUUUCGUCGUCAUUCUUCUUUGCAAGAUCGCCACGACGAAAAGUCUUUAAAAACGGAUUUUUUAUAUCGCAUAAAAUACACGAAUGCCUUACCGGAUAUUCCUUUCGAUACAAAAUUUUUGGCUUGUCCUUUCGUAUCAUUAAAUAGAUUCGUUGAUUAUAAACCAUCAAGUCUUGAAAAAAACUUCAAAUUUGAAUUGUUGGCAGAAGCAGAUCUCGGUAUCGAAAUUGAUCUCAUUAAUCCUGAUACUUAUUACAUUGAUAAUGAUGCUGACAAAAAACAACAUCAUCCAACAGACUUGGAACUUCUUGAAGAUGAACAGGCCAAUCCUCAGAAUAUUCGGAGAUCACAACAGCAUAGUAAAAUGGUUCCAUGGAUGAGGAAAACAGAAUAUAUCAGUUCAGAAUUUACCCGUUUCGGUGUUGCAGUUGAAAGGCAAGAAACCAAGAUCGGAUAUAGUACCAGAAAGAAGCUUCAUAAUGAGAUUUUGUAUCGUGAUCGUGCAUCCCAAAUUGCAGCAAUCAACAAAACAUUUGACGAUGUCGCUAAUCAUGCAACUGAACAUCCGUCGAGAAAAGGUGUAACUGCAGUAGCGGAAUUUCCAUUGUUGCCUGAUUUCGAGAAUUGGUCGCAUCCAUUUGCUUUAGUCAUUUUUGAUGGCGAUCCUAUACCUAAGGAUGAAAAAACAAAUUCUCAAGAAUUGAUUGGUAUGAUGGACGAAGAAGGAGAACAAUUUUUUUGUGUUUUUUUAAAUGGUUUUGAACACGACAAUUACCUAUUUUCAUUUCGCGGUGGAGGAGUUUUCUAUAACGAACUUGAGACCAAAGUUUCUCUUACACGAAGGAAAGCUAAACGAUUCAGAGUAAGUUUCAUAUGGUUUCUAGAGUUGAUUUUGAAUGUUCAGUACGCGCGUUGUUAA